Molecule: messenger RNA, 348 nt
Organism: Entrophospora sp. SA101
Lineage: Eukaryota; Fungi; Glomeromycota; Glomeromycetes; Entrophosporales; Entrophosporaceae
Source: the annotation of a GenBank genome assembly
AUGAAAUUCAACCUAAUCAUUGCCAUCAUCUUUAAUCUAACGAUUGGCCUAACACUUGUGCCACUCAUUGAAAGUCAUACAGUUUGGAUCCAUAACAAAAUGUGGCCAGGUACAUUUGGCAAGGUUACAGUCAUGGUAGAUGGAUCAGAAAGGAGUAGUGGGAGUUCAACUGCUCACCACGGUUUUAGUGUUCAAGUGUAUGAUGAUAUAAAAAUUUUUAACCUUUCAUUCGCUGUCGAGCUUUCAGGCAAAAAAGAUAAGACUCGUGGACCAUUCAGAAAUCACCGAGAUUACGAAUGGAAAAUGACUGGUAGUGUAGAUGGAUGGGAUAUUGAAGAGCUAUCCUAA